Molecule: messenger RNA, 1254 nt
Organism: Triticum aestivum (bread wheat)
Lineage: Eukaryota; Viridiplantae; Streptophyta; Magnoliopsida; Poales; Poaceae
Product: disease resistance protein RGA2-like
Exons: 6
Coding region: 1-1254 (417 amino acids)
Molecular function (GO): ADP binding
Source: RefSeq, a predicted model, not a curated record
AUGGAGGUAUUCGAGGAGUUCCCCAACAGGUCUCGUGUGGAGCAGCUCUUCAAUGAUCUUGAGAAUGCUUUCUAUGAAGCCGAAGACAUCUUGGAUGACAUUGAGUAUCAUUGUCUCGAGAAAAAGAUGCAAGAUGACAAGUUCAAAUCAGAUAGCAGCGUGCCUCUACGUAAGAGGUGUUGGCUGAAGAAACUCCUGCCCAAGGCCAAGGGCUCCCAACCUAAAAAAAUAAGGUUUGUAGUGCGGGGGGCGUUUUGGCUCCCGGGAGCAUCUGCUUGCUCCCGGAUGAACAGUAACUCAAGAAAGUGCCAAGCUGCUCCUGCCAGUUCAGAAGGCGCAGUCACUACGGGGACCCCUCCGCCAAUAGUAUUCGGGCGAGAUAAAGAGCGUGACAAGAACACGGAAAUGCUUCAUGAGAAGGAAGCUGCUGAUCAGCCAAAUACCAACAGUGGUUUAUGUUAUUCUGUAAUUGGUAUUCAUGGCAUUGGCGGGUCUGGGAAAUCUACCCUUGCACAUUUAGUUUAUGCCCAUGAGAAGGACCAGCAAGAAAAAAAGGGCGACUAUUUUGACCUUGUUAUGAUGGUUCAUGUUUCUCAGAAUUUUAGCGUGGGUGACAUUUUUAAGGAAAUAUUUGAGGUAGCUACAGGAAAUUCGUGCCCUCAACUCAAUAACCUUAACACCCUACAAGAUAAGUUGGAGGAGAAAUUGCAUGGAAAACGAUUUCUCUUGGUUCUAGAUGAUGUCUUGUGCGAUAUUAGGGAUGAGAGGCAGCAUGGGUACCUGCGGCAGAUAUUUUCUCCGCUGAAGGCUAGAGAAGUAGGAAGCAAGAUUCUGGUGACUAGUAGAAUUGAAGAUGCAUUACUAGUUUUGGGUGCUAAAAAACUGAGAUGUGUUCCCAUAUCUGACUUGGAUGAUGAUGUCUUCUAUAAGUUGUUGAUGCACUAUGCACUUGAAGGAGCAAUUCUAGAUGAUCAUGUUCGAAGAAGACUGAAUGUGGUUGGGGCUGACAUUGCAAAAAAUUUGAAAGGGUUGCCUCUAUCAGUUGCUAUCCAGAAGUUGAAGCAGAGGUACUUGAGGGCCUUUGUCCUCCCAUAUGGCUUGAAAGUUGAAACACUAUGUCUCUCGUACUACAAAGGUUCGAGCUGGGACAGCUUACCAAGUAAUAUGGAGAACCUCAUGUCGAUCAAGAAACUGACGGUUGACCAUUGCUUGAACAUCCGCUGGCUUCUUGAUAGAAUCGAGGAAAUAUCUUAA